CACUCCUUAACAACAUCUUUUUCUUCUUCUUUUCUUUUCUCACUUUUCGUAGCAUCCGUCAUAUAAACCCAGCCAACUACCCUUCUUCCAAUCAUUUCGUCGAUGCGAUCAUUCUCGCUCCAACUGCUACUCGCCUUGGUGGUAGCAUGCCUAUCACCGGCAGCUCAUGCCUAUUUUGACACCGGCGCCAACACUGACGCAAUGCCAUUCAUGGAUGGAAUGGUGUCCGUCAAUCGCAAUGACACCAUCAUCUACUAUGGCGGAGAAAACGCUACCACUCCUUACACAAAUCAAAUGUACGCCCUCAGUAACAUCCUUUCUGGUUCACCUACCUUCAGCAAAGUUCCACAAACCAAUGCUGGCCCUAAUAUUCUUUAUGGCCAAGCAGUGAUUUCAUCUACUGGCCAAACUAUGACGGUUGUUGGUGGAGCUAAUCCUGCCUUUGCUUCCAACGCUACGUUGCCAAUUUUCCAAUUUAAUUUCGCCACAAAUUCAUGGUCCGUUGGAACCACAGCUGGAGCCGCUGCUGGAGGCCCUAUGCCACAAACCCGUAUGAUGUUCUCUGCAUCUCUUGUGAAAACAAAACUUUAUAUCUAUGGUGGUGUCACAACUGAUAACCUUGGUUACUUCAAUGAUUUCUGGUCUCUCGAUCUUUCUACUACACCAUACACCUGGACCAACUUGACCACUACUGGUUUGCCCGUUCGUUAUGGUCAUGCUGCCACAGUUCUCACCAACGGCCAAAUUGUCUUCACUGGCGGUGUCACUAUUACCCAGUCAGGCGGAGCUUUGAUGGAUAUGUCAAGCGUUUAUGUGUUUGAUACCGUCAAAAACGCUUGGCAAGUCAACCCUGCUAAAUCUACCGGCAAAGUUCCGUCCAGCCGAGCUGAUCACUCUGCUAUUUUGACUGCCGAUGGAAAGGUUGCCGUGUUUGGUGGUGAUAACAACCAGCCUAUCUGGGGUCGUCAAUACACUGCUGAGGUCGCUGUUCUCGAUCCUUCCACAUGGACAUGGACCACUGUCACCAGUUAUAACGGUGUUGAGCCAAGUCUUCGCUCAUUCGCUUCUGCUCAACUGUACCAAAAUAAGUACAUGUUGGUCACCUUUGGUUCUGCUGGAAACAUCAAAUACAACGAUAUCAACCUCUUCAACCUCGAUUUGUCGAACCCUCAAUGGAUUGACUCGGCUUCCGAUACUGAUGAUAAUUCAUCUUCUGGAGUCAGCACUGGUGUUAUUGUCGGUGUUGCCGUCGCUGGUGGCGUCGUUGUCUUGAUCAUCCUCUUCCUUCUCUGGAAGUUCCAGCGAUAUAUUCGAUUCAUGGUUACCCGAAUUCACUCUGAUAUUUGGAAGCCUCGUGUUGGUGAACCCAUCUGGGCUGAAACCACCCGUCUUACUUCCCAAGUCAUUUUGUUGUUCGUCCUCAUCUUGUUGUUUGUUUUCAUCAUCCGUCAAGUCAUCGACAGCCCCAAUGUUACCCAGACCAUUAACUAUCCCGCUGCUUCGGUUGAUGUCCCAGAUAUCCGCUUCUGCUUCGAUGGUUAUUCCACUUACCCCAGCGCUAUGGACCCCCGCAAUCCCCGUGUAUCUUGCACUACUGAUGUGGGUGUUGGUUGCAACCAAUAUGUCCAGCAACUCAACAUGAGCGUCCACACUCCUGUUUUCUCCGAUCAACUCGGCGAAGUUACUUGCUACUUGUUCCGUGGCGAUAACUCAUUCGAAAUGACUGGCUCUUCUGGCAACAACAACGGUUCUCACAUGAUCUUUACUGUUUAUGGUGAUAAGACUGUUCAAUACGGACGUGUUCACGUAUCCCUUUGGCCCAAGCAAAUGGAUCCCAACGUUCCCAUUUAUAACCUUCCUGGAAGCAAUUUGCUUAGCACUCAAGAUAUAUCUAACUGGCUCAACGACGAACGUAACGACAUUCAAGUAGAGAACGUUUACGACUUUGCCCCUAACACCUACAACACUCUUCAAUAUCAAAUGAUCAACCAUCAGUACCUUCAAUCCGCUGGAUGGAACUAUGUUGGCUUCUUGUCCAUUACCAACUCCACUCCCGAAAUUGAUACUCAAUUCCGUCAAGAAAGUGCCAACCCCAUGUACAACUUGACCCAUCUUGAUCUUGGUACUUUUGUCGUUGCCCCUGCUGCUUAUCAAACCCAAGUUUUGAAAGAAUACAAGAUCUACAGUCUUGUCAAUGCUCUUGGUUUUGCUGGAGGUGUUGUUGGUCUCGUUUUUGGUCUCCAAGCCUGGCUCUUCGGUUACCGUCCCAGAUCUCCCUGGGGUGUCGUUCAUCGCUGGUCUGUUGGCGACAUGAAGAAAUCUUUGUUGCGUGGACUUCAAAGCAACUUCAAGACAGAAGCUGGUAUUCCCCUUGUUCACCCUGUCCACAAGCGAUUCUCUCAACAAGGUUAUACACCUUAUGCACCUUACGAAGCCGAUCCUGAUCGUAUUAGCAAGGUUGAAGAAAGAAUGCAGGUUUUGGAAUUGCUUUUCAAGGCAUACUAUGUCGAUGACGAAGUGUUCAGAUCGCUCGACAAUGCCAACAGACAAAGCGGCCAACUUGGUCAAGCUCCACAAUAUCCUAUGAAUGAGAAACUCACUGGCCUUGCCUCUGCUCAAGAGCACGACAGCAAGCGAGACAAUAGCUUUAAACAUAUGUUUAGACAAUCUUCUGGUAGUCUUAACAGCGAUACCAACUCUCAGCGUGGCUUAAACCAUGUUGCUCUUCAUGACAUGCCUUCGCACCACUGAAGUUUAGCUUUGUGAAAUUUCUACUAGUUUAUUUUUCUUUCUCUUUCUUGAUCCUUUGAAUCCCCCAACUUCCUCAAACAUCUAAACCUCUCCUUUUCAUAUCAUCAGUUCCUCUUUUUCAUUAGUUUUUUUUUUUCUCGGUAUAGAAGCCCAAUCUUUUUUUCUUUUGGUUCGUUCAAUGUAUUCCCACCUCCC
Molecule: messenger RNA, 2946 nt
Organism: Umbelopsis ramanniana AG
Lineage: Eukaryota; Fungi; Mucoromycota; Umbelopsidomycetes; Umbelopsidales; Umbelopsidaceae
Exons: 4
Coding region: 103-2751 (882 amino acids)
Molecular function (GO): protein binding
Source: RefSeq, a predicted model, not a curated record